Messenger RNA from Medicago truncatula (barrel medic), 1192 nucleotides. RefSeq lists its product as uncharacterized. Bases 55 to 1029 code for a protein of 324 amino acids. NCBI's taxonomy places the organism in Eukaryota, Viridiplantae, Streptophyta, Magnoliopsida, Fabales, Fabaceae. The transcript is spliced from 9 exons. The record is from RefSeq and is a predicted model, not a curated record.
GUAAAGUAAGUUAGUAACUGACUAACUGUGUCGUGAAUCUGUGUGUGUUGAAUAAUGGCUUCUUCUACUUUCCUUCAAUUUCACUCUCUUACUUCUUCUUCUUCUUCUAAUCCUCAACUUUUCAGUUUCAUCAAACUACCUAAUAACUACCCAAUCACCCUUUCUUCUAAACGGAGUUCCACUUAUAAACGCGUUUACGCAAAAGCUGUUUCUACUGACUCACAGAAACCUCUCGUUGACAAUAACCAAAACACUCCCUCAUCAUCAUCCUCCAAACUGGUACUUGUUCUUGGUGGUUCAGGCGGUGUUGGGCAGCUAGUUGUAGCAUCACUGCUUCAGCGGAAUAUUAAGUCGCGCUUGAUACUUAGGGAUCUUGAGAAAGCCAAGGCACUGUUUGGUGAACAAGAUGAAGAAAAACUGCAGGUAUUCAAAGGAGACACAAGGAAGCAUGAUGAUUUGGAUCCAUCUAUGUUUGAGGGAGUCACUCAUGUGAUUUGCUGCACAGGAACAACAGCUUUUCCUUCAAGGCGGUGGGAUGAUGAAAAUACACCAGAAAGAGUUGAUUGGGUGGGAGUGAAGAAUCUAGUAUCUGUGUUGCCUUCCUCAGUGAAAAGAGUUAUUCUUGUAUCAUCAAUAGGUGUGACUAAGUGUAACGAAUUGCCAUGGAGCAUUAUGAACCUAUUUGGUGUCUUGAAGUAUAAGAAGAUGGGGGAGGAAUUUCUUCAGAAUUCUGGCUUUCCAUAUACUAUAAUUAGACCUGGAAGAUUGACAGAUGGACCAUACACAUCUUAUGAUCUCAAUACAUUACUCAAAGCAACAGCUGGGCAACGACGAGCAGUCCUUAUAGGUCAAGGAGAUAAACUAGUGGGCGAAGCCAGUAGAAUUGUGGUUGCUGAAGCUUGCGUACAGGCACUAGACCUAGAAGCCACUGAAAACCAAAUAUACGAAGUUAACUCUGUUGAGGGUGAAGGUCCUGGAAAUGAUGCUCAGAAGUGGCAAGAAUUAUUCGAGGCCGGGCGCUCUAGCUGACUAGACUUGUAAUCAAAACUUGUAUACAAAUAAAAGCAAUUUAUAUGCAUCAUAUAGGGACUUCAGCUUUACAAUUACUGUAUAUAUACUUCUUCAUUCAUUAUUGGAAGGUGAAUAUAAACUUUCUUAUUCAGGAUAGCCUCAUCGACAAUAUUGGCAAUUA